This is a messenger RNA of Dalotia coriaria, 636 nucleotides long. RefSeq lists its product as uncharacterized. NCBI's taxonomy places the organism in Eukaryota, Metazoa, Arthropoda, Insecta, Coleoptera, Staphylinidae. Bases 16 to 498 code for a protein of 160 amino acids. The transcript is spliced from 4 exons. The record is from RefSeq and is a predicted model, not a curated record.
GGAGAUGAUGACAGCAUGUCAAGUUUACAGUCUUUGGAUAUGGGAUCAGAUAUAUCCAUGGACUAUAGGUAUAAGAGGGAUGUAAGUUUAGAUUCGAGGUUGUCAAGUGGAUCAACGCAGAGUGAGAUUACUGGUGAGAAGAAGAAGAAGAAAUCGUUGAUGGGUAAACUUAAGAAAUUGACUAAGUCAAGGAGUAUUGAUGAUUCAGAUGAUUCACAUUUCUCACCUAGUAAACCAUUAUCAUCAUCUAGGGCACCCAGUCAAAGUUCAGAUAUUGAAGACCCCAAAGGUAGUAAGAAGGAUUUGAAAGAUCGUAUCACAGGGAUGUUUAAAAGAAGUGGGUCUCAAUCUAGGUCAAACAGUGUGGAAAGACAGAUUAAACAAGACACGAGCUCAACACAGCGCCCUCUGAUGCGUAGCGCAAACGGGGGCACAUCAACCACCCCAAAUUCCAGCACGGAUAAGCUUGCAAAACCCAAAAAGAACAUCAAAUUAUAACCUCUACAAGUAGCAUAGAUUAGUAUAGCACAUUUUUGUUUAUAAGCACGUUAAUUUUGUUAUCGUUUCACGUUGGUUUAUAUUCGUUUAAAUUUAGUUACAAACUUUUCACCAUGAUAAUAUAUUAAUGCAAUCGGC